Molecule: messenger RNA, 1179 nt
Organism: Manihot esculenta (cassava)
Lineage: Eukaryota; Viridiplantae; Streptophyta; Magnoliopsida; Malpighiales; Euphorbiaceae
Product: importin subunit alpha-2-like
Exons: 11
Coding region: 1-1179 (392 amino acids)
Biological process (GO): NLS-bearing protein import into nucleus
Cellular component (GO): nucleus
Molecular function (GO): protein binding; nuclear import signal receptor activity
Source: RefSeq, a predicted model, not a curated record
AUGGCAAUCUUGUGGCUGAAAAGUAUGGCUGUUAUUGCAUACUAUUUGUCCAGUGGUGUUUAUCGAUUUCAAUUUGCAGCAGCUGUUAAGCUCAGAUUUCUAUUAUCGAUUGCAGAUCCUCCAAUCGAUGAAGUAAUUGAAAGGGGUUGUGUCCCUCGGUUAGUGGAGCUUAUUGGAGACCAUGUUUCCUAUCCUGACCUUACAUUUGAAGCUGCACAAGCUUUGGUGAUAAUUACAGGUGCUACACUAGAGCAGGCAAAAGUUGUUAUUGAACAUGGUGUUGUCCCCAAGUUUGUGGAGCUGCUUGCUUCUGAAAAACAUGAUCUGCAAAAGCUGGCAGUACAGUCUUUGGGUAGUGUUUCCGCUCAAUCUAUAGCUUGUAGGGAUCUCGUUCUUGGUCAUGGUGCUCUCACACCAUUACUAUAUCUGUUAGAGAAGUACUCUGAACCAUCCAUGCUUGAAUGCACGAUCUUGUUGCAGAUUGCUAGCCGCACUUUGGCUAUACUAUGUUAUGGCAGCCCACCACCACCACUUGAUCAGGUGAAGUCUGUAUUGCCAACUCUUCGAAAACUUAUUCACUUGCACCCAACAGUUGGAGUUCUAGGGAAUGUUGUUGAGGAUGCAUGCCUGGCCCUCUCUUGUCUGUCAAAUGGUACAGUCGAACAAAUUCAGGUUGUCAUUGAUGCAAACAUCUGUGAAAGGCUUGUGAUACUUCAGCGCCAUACACAACAUGAAAUUGUUGAACCUGCUGUUCGAAUUGUUGGAAACAUCUUCCGAGGUAGUGAUUCUCAGAUUCAGAAAGUUAUCGAGGCAGAUAUCAUCCCUCCUCUCGUCAAUCUUCUUGAAGAUGAAAAUUACGAGGCUGAAGUCAAGUGGGAAGCUGUGUGCGCUCUUUCAAAUGCCACCUUGAGGGGAUCCAACAACAGGACAUUGAAGAUGUGCCUUGUGGGGUUGAAGAACAUCCUCAAAGUGGGUGAGGCUGAGAAGGGCGACAGAGUUAAUCUUUACGCACAAAUUAUCAAAGAACUGGAUGGAUUUUGGAAAAUUGAGAAUCUGAAAACUAGUCCCGACAAUGGUGAGAUGGCUACCAAGAUCUUGAGAAGCUACUGGAAAAGGGAAGAUGACAAAUAUAAUGAAGUUAACAUGAAGUUUGCUCUUUUAUUGUAUUUGUAUGAAUGA